Molecule: messenger RNA, 852 nt
Organism: Brassica oleracea var. oleracea
Lineage: Eukaryota; Viridiplantae; Streptophyta; Magnoliopsida; Brassicales; Brassicaceae
Product: probable LRR receptor-like serine/threonine-protein kinase At5g59680
Exons: 2
Coding region: 23-643 (206 amino acids)
Source: RefSeq, a predicted model, not a curated record
UUUCAUAGGGAGUUGAGGGAACAUGGAUAGUUCGCUUGGGCUUCGGUUGGUCACGAUAACAUUGGCCUUCAUUCAUAUUGGUCAUGCUCAAGACCAAAAAGGGUUUAUCAGUUUGGAUUGUGGGCUACCUGCAAAUGAACUGUCUCCUUAUAGCGAGACUUAUACUAGACUGUCGUUCUCUUCCGACGAAAAUUUCAUACAGAGCGGAAAAAUUGGUCGAAUCCAAGCAAACCGAGAGAGCAAAUUCGGGAAGCCAUACAGAACGCUGAGAUAUUUUCCCAAUGGAACACGAAACGGUUACAAUCUAAGUGUGGAGAAAGGCAGAAAUCAUUUGAUCAGGGCUUAUUUUAUAUAUGCAAAUUAUGAUGGUUUUGAUAUUAACCCAAUGUUUGAUCUGUAUCUUGGACCUAAUUUGUGGGACACGAUAGAUUUGCAAGGACAAGUGAAUGGUACACGGGCGGAGAUGUUGCACAUUCCAAUAUCAAACUCGUUGCAGAUUUGUCUGGUUAAGACAGGGACUACUACUCCGUUCAUAUCCACCUUGGAGAUACAGCCAAUGGGAAAUGAUAGUUAUAUCACUGAUUCUGGUUCCCUCAAACUUUUCUUUCGGGGAGAUAUUUUAGUGCGUCGAAGAAUUUCAUAAGGUACCUCAACUUCAAUCGAAUUCUUUCUCUCUUUUUUUUUUCUCUCUCUCUCUCCUAUGUUCCGUCUCUUGUACUGUGUUUCUUGCGGUUCAGUUCACCUGUCUUUCGCGGCUAAUGUACACUUUUGUUCGCAACAUAGGGUUUGUUUCAAGGAAAUAACUUAAAUAGGAUUUUAAACUUAGGGACAUGGACCUACAUGCAUUCAACU